Rhagoletis zephyria (snowberry fruit fly) is the source of this 3264-nucleotide messenger RNA. NCBI's taxonomy places the organism in Eukaryota, Metazoa, Arthropoda, Insecta, Diptera, Tephritidae. The record is from RefSeq and is a predicted model, not a curated record.
AUGUCUGAUCCGCCGCCGCCGUUCCACGUUUCGCGCGCGAAGCUGAAAGAAUUGAUGCAGUGCAAGGGUGGCGUCAAUAUUCCACAGAAGAUUGCCGACGAUUUUGGUGAUAUUAAAAGCCUAUGGAAUGGAUUGCUUACCAAUCCGGAGACGGGCAUCAAAGGCGAUGCCGAUGACAUUGCUCAACGCAAGGCGGCCUACGGCGUCAACGUCAUUAGGACGAAGAAGCCCAAGUCUAUCUGGAAGCUCAUUUGGAGUGCCAUGAACGACCUAACUCUAGUUACACUUAUGGUCGCCGCACUGGUCUCGUUUAUUCUCGCUUUUAUUGCUCCGCCGGAAAAGUCAAGCGACGUCGUGGUCACUGAAAGCCACUCUAACUGGAUUGAAGGCGCCGCCAUUAUGGUUUCAGUCGUUCUUGUCGUGCUCAUAACUGCCUACAACGACCAUAAAAAGGAGAACCAGUUUCAGGCACUGAAGGACCGCAUUGACAAGGAGGUAAAGUGCUCUGUAAUUCGCUCUGGCCAGCCGACGAACGUUCUCGUCUCCGACCUGGUUAUUGGCGAUGUCUGCCAGGUGAAGUACGGCGAUUUGAUACCGGCGGAUGGCAUCAUUGUCGCCUCAAACGACCUGAAAAUGGACGAGAGCUCUCUCACCGGAGAGUCGGACCACGUGAAGAAGGACUCCAUUAACAACCCGCUAAUCUUCUCUGGAACGCAUGUCAUGGAGGGCUCAGGUCGAAUGGUGGUCACUGCAGUCGGCGUCGACUCUGAAGCCGGCAACAUCAUGAAAAUGCUGGGAAAUGUUUCCAAAACUAAAGAGGAGAAGGCUCAAGAGCGUCUUCAGAAGAAAGAAAAUGAAAAGGCAAAGAAGCUGAAGAACAGGGCACCUAAAGUAUCGCCCAACAGUCAACAGGCGGUGAUAACCAUUUCCGAGGCUGGCGAUGAGGCCAACGACAUUCAAAUGUCAAUGCUCAAUGAUCAACAAGUUUCGUCCGAUGACCAGCCACAUGGUGGUGAGGAUGGUGUUGUCGCCGGAACCGGUCCUUCACACGAGCACGAUGGCCCCAGUCAGGUGGAAGAAUCUGACGGUGGAAAGUCGGUGCUUCAGAUGAAGCUGACAAAGCUCUCCAGCAGCAUUGGCUUUGCUGGCACAAUCAUCGCACUGCUGACUGUUCUCAUCCUCUUUACCCGACACACCAUUGACACCUACCUAGUGGAUAAGCAAGAGUUUGCGCUGUCCCAGCUGAACGACUACGUGAAGCACCUGAUCAUUGGAAUCACCGUCCUGGUGGUGGCCAUUCCCGAGGGUCUGCCACUGGCGGUGACCAUCUCUCUGGCCUGUUCAGUGAAGCGCAUGACCAAAGACAACAACCUGGUUCGCCACCUGGAUGCCUGCGAGACGAUGGGCAAUGCGACGACGAUCUGCUCGGACAAGACCGGCACCCUGACCACCAAUCAGAUGACGGCCGUUGAUGCGUACAUCGCCGCGGUGCGCCAUCUGGACCGACUGCCCAAACUGGUCGACCUGCCGCACAAGGUCGCCGCACUGCUGGGCGAUGCAAUCACCAUCAACUGUGCCUACACCUCGCGAAUUACGCCCUCUGAAGUGGUCGGCGAGCCGCCAAAGCAGAUGGGCAACAAGACCGAGUGUGCCUUGUUGGGCUUUCUGCUGGACCUAGGCAUUGACUACCAGGCGAUUCGGGAAACCAAUCCGGAAGAGAAGCUGCACAAGGUGUACACCUUCAACUCGGCUAGAAAGUCCAUGAGCACUGUCAUUCGACUUCCCGAUUCGGCUGGCUUCAGAGUCUACACAAAGGGUGCGUCUGAAAUUGUCUUGAAACGGUGCACUUAUAUUCACGGCAAAGAGGGCAAUUUAGAAGAGUUUACCGCUGAGAAGCAAGCCAGUCUGCUAAAGCAAGUUAUUGAGCCGAUGGCUGAAGGUGGGCUGAGAACGAUUUGCGUUGCUUACAAGGACUACCGUUUCAAGACUACGCAACCAAACGAAAUUGAAAUCAGCAGUGAGCCCGACUGGGAGGCUGAUGAGUGCAUCAACGCCAACUUUACUUGCCUUGCCAUUGUCGGCAUUGAGGACCCCGUUCGUCCGGAGGUGCCGCAGGCGAUUCGCCAGUGCCAAGACGCAGGCAUCACCGUUCGCAUGGUCACCGGAGACAACCUGCACACGGCCAGAUCGAUCGCCAUCAAGUGCGGCAUUGUCACGCCGGAGGAUGACUUUCUGGUUCUGGAAGGACGGCAGUUUAAUGAGCGCAUUCGCGACAUCAACGGCGACGUUCGACAGGAGCUCUUUGAUCAGGUGUGGCCGCGACUGCGCGUCCUGGCCCGCUCUUCCCCCGCCGACAAGUACACCCUGGUCAAGCACAUUAUUGCCUCGAAGCUGAACACCAAGCGAGAGGUGGUCGCCGUCACCGGAGACGGCACCAACGAUGGACCGGCGCUGAAGAUGGCCGACGUCGGCUUUGCCAUGGGCAUCGCCGGCACUGACGUCGCCAAGGAGGCCUCUGACAUUAUCAUCACCGACGACAACUUCUCCUCCAUUGUGAAGGCGGUCAUGUGGGGCAGAAAUGUGUACGACUCUAUUGCCAAGUUUCUGCAGUUUCAGCUGACGGUCAACGUGGUUGCUGUGGUGGUCGCCUUUGUCGGUGCCUGUGCAAUUGAGGACAGUCCACUGAAAGCGGUGCAGAUGCUCUGGGUGAACCUAAUCAUGGACACCUUUGCUUCGAUUGCCAUGGCCAACGAGACGUUGUCGAAUGACUUGCUGAAGCGACAGCCGUAUGGUCGCAAGAAGGCACUCAUCUCCAAGCGAAUGGCAGUGAACAUUGUCGGACAGUCUCUCUACCAGCUCGUUGUGAUAUUUUCAAUUCUUUUCUGGGGCCAUCAAUGGUUUGACUUUCCCUCUGCGCUGAUUGAAGAGCACCGUGACGCUGGCCCUACCGAGCACUUCUCCUUCAUCUUUAACGUCUUUGUGCUGAUGACCAUCUUCAAUGAGGUGAACUGCCGCAAGAUUCACGGCGAGCGGAACAUCGCUGCCGGCCUGCUGGGAAACAUCUACUUCUGCGUCAUCAUACUGGGCUCCAUCAUCGUCCAAGUGAUCAUCUUUCUGGAGGAGAUUAGCCGCACGCCGCCACUGCGCACCAAGAAUGUGGCCGGCCCUGGGGGCAUGGUUCGCUCGAAGACGCAAACGUCGAUGCGCAGCAAUGUCAGCAAUAGCAAUCUGCUGCAGUCAUCCACUAGUCCCACUGCGGUGUGA